AUGGAUAGAGCCAUCAUUUGGAAUGCCCGUGGGGUGGGCAAUUCGCCUACCAUGAGAUCUUUAAAGGAUCUUAUCCGGACGUACAAUCCAUGCUUUAUUGCUAUUCUGGAGCUAAUUUUGAGAGAAGAUAGAAGAGUCGCUAUUGGGCUGAAGCUCAGAUUUCACUCCUCGCUAUCUAACUACGAGGAAGGGGGUAAAGUCUGGGUUUUUCACCACCAUUCCCUUAAUAUAACUGUUGUUAAUUCGUCAGAUCAAAUGCUUUUGCUAAGUUUGUCAUUGCAGGUUCUUAAUGAGCUAACAUACAUAUCCAUUGUCUAUGCUAGUUGUAACAGGAUUCAGAGGAGAACUCUAUGGAGAGAGAUUUCUAAUCUGGCCAGCUCGAUUCGCCGGCUGUGGGUAAUUGGAGGGGAUUUCAACGCGGUCUUGAAUGCGAACGAGAAACUGGGAGCCCAGAUGGCUGACACGAAUAGCUCGGCUGACUUCUUUGAGGUAGUUCAGGACUCCUCUUUACAGGACGCAGGCUUUUCUGGCAACAGGUUUACAUGGUGCAACAACAGAGAGGGGGCAGUGCGUGUUUGGGCUAGGCUGGAUAGAGUGCUAUUCAACAUCUGUUGGGGGGCUAUUUUUUCAUCCUUCCAAGUUCAGCAUUUACCAACGAAUAAAUCUGAUCACGCUCCUUUGUUGGUCUCUUUCCCUAGCAAUUUCUAG
Molecule: messenger RNA, 708 nt
Organism: Magnolia sinica
Lineage: Eukaryota; Viridiplantae; Streptophyta; Magnoliopsida; Magnoliales; Magnoliaceae
Exons: 1
Coding region: 1-708 (235 amino acids)
Molecular function (GO): catalytic activity
Source: RefSeq, a predicted model, not a curated record